This is a messenger RNA of Parnassius apollo (apollo), 1392 nucleotides long. NCBI's taxonomy places the organism in Eukaryota, Metazoa, Arthropoda, Insecta, Lepidoptera, Papilionidae. The record is from the annotation of a GenBank genome assembly.
AUGGGUAAUGAAUUUCAAAAGCGAUCAUCUAAUUUACUUAUAAGAUUUUCUGCCGACAUGAUAUAUAUAGUUUGUAUCUUUAUUCUUUGUGGAUUUUACUUAUUGAAAGGAUAUUUAAGGUCAAAACAUGAACCACCGCCUCUACCUAAUGGUCUGCCUAUAAUAGGACAUGCACAUCUACUAUUUGGGGGUGGUUUAAGAUUAUGGGAAGCUUUAAAAACCAUAUCACAUGAUUGCUCUAAAGCUGGAGAUGUUACAACGCUCUCAUUGGGCCACAUUAAAUGUUAUGUAUUAACAGAUCCUGACGAUUUUAUGACUGUUGCGAACUCAUGUUUAGGGAAAGGAUUUUUGUAUGAUUUUGCUAAACCGUGGCUCGGGGAGGGCUUGUUGACUGCACCGCUAACAAAAUGGAAAACCCACCGAAAAUUACUAAAUACGGCGUUUAACCAACAAGUUUUAGAUGGAUUUUUAGAUCUUUUCAAUAUCCAAUCGAGACUUUUACUUGAACAGUUCUCUAUGGAAGAGGGAAAGGGACCUUUUGAUCAUGAAAAGUAUAUAAUGCGUAACUCGUUGGAGACAAUAUUCUUGACAGCAACAGCACAAAAAAAGCAACAAGAUAAAGAUAUCGAGUUCUUACACGAUGUGUCAAACAAGAUCGUAGAGCAACGUAAGAAAACGUAUCAUUCAACGCUGACUAAAACCUCAGGUAAAAAUCUCAAGUCAUUUAGCGAUGUGUUAUUGGAUUUGGAAAGUUCGAAUGGCGAAAGCGCUUUCUCUAAACAAGAUGUAAUAGAUCACGUUAAUACCUUGAUUGUGGCCGGUUAUGAUACUAUUGCAACAAAUCUUGUAAUUACACUUCUCUUAAUCGGCUCGUACAAGGAAGUUCAAGAUAAAGUUUACAAUGAGCUUGAAGAAGUAUUUGGGCAGUCUGACAGGGAUGUUGAAAAGCAAGACUUACCACGUCUUACGUACUUGGAGGCAGUUAUAAAGGAAUCUUUGAGGUUGUACCCAAUUGCACCUGUUAUAAACCGAUUUAUCGACAUGGAUUUAAAACUAAAAAAUUAUACAUUACAUUCUGGAAAAAAUUGUUUGUUAUUCAUAUAUGGUGUACACCGACAUUCUGUGUGGGGUGAAGAUGCGAAUGAUUUUAAGCCGGAGAGGUGGCUGAACCCAGAAACCUUGCCAAAGAAUUCAAAUUCUUUUUUAGCUUUUAGCCUGGGAAGAAGAAACUGUAUAGGUAAGGCUUAUGCGAUGAUGUGGUUAAAGACAAUUAUUUCACAUUUUUUGCGUAAGUAUUUAGUUACAGGCGAUUACAAAAAAAUGUUGCUAAAGUUUGAUUUCCUGCUCAAACCUUAUUCUGGUCAUAACAUCGCCAUUGAAAGAAGAAAGUAA